AUGGACGCCCGGUCCGCCUCCGAGUACGCACAGUCAGGUUCGCACCACCCGUCCAUCACCGGCGCACCUUCUGAACCUCAAUCCGCAGACCAAACUUCUGCUGCUGCCCCUGCUCACUACGCCCCACCCGACGUCAAGUACACGCAGCCUGAGGGUCGACCCGCCAACAUUUCGUCCUCCAACACCCCCCAGCCAGAGUACGGGUUGAACCCUCCGCCCACUCGCUCGCCCGCCUACCAGGACUAUCUCCCGCGCCCUCAACCCUACGCCCCCAACUCUCAGCCCGGCGCGCCGGCCGGUAUGGCUCAAACAACAAGUCAGUCCACGCCCGUGCCCGAGGUUCCUUCCUUUCGUCCUGACCCCGUCCUAGAUCCUUCUCUUCCGGCCAACAGCCCCACCUACCCUCCUCCCUACUCCCCCUACCAACCUCAGGGACACGAAAUGGCUCAGUAUCAGGGUCACCCGCCCCCGCCUCAUCAGAUGUAUUCGCGCCCGGACUGGCCGCAUAGCUAUGGACAGCAACACCACAUGCCUGGCCCCUAUGCCUCGCCCGCUACAACGGUUGGUUCUGCCUCCCCUGCCGCGACCGCAGGGCCGCGCCCCGGUCAGGUCUACUCCUUUGUCCCUAUUCCCGGUGCUCAACAACACAAGCGCCCUCGUCGCCGCUAUGAAGAAAUCGAGCGCAUGUACAAGUGUGGAUGGCACGGUUGUGAGAAGGCGUAUGGUACUCUCAACCACUUGAACGCGCAUGUGACAAUGCAGUCGCACGGCUCGAAGCGCACUCCGGAAGGUGAGUUUGCAUUGUCUUUUGCACUUGAUCGCGAUCUUCAGUUAUUGUCUUUGGUCUGUCGCAAAUGGCUGGAUUGGGUUAGCGCCGGCAGCUUCGCGCUAGUGAGUUACACUAGAUUUCGCGGGGCUGCAGUAGUGCCUCACCGGCAAUUCAAGGAGAUCCGCAAGGAAUGGAAGGCCCGAAAGAAGGAAGAAGAGGCUCAGCGCAAGGCUGCUGAAGAGCGUGAGCGUGCUGCUGCCCAGGCGGUGCAGACCAACCAGGUCGACGCUCCCGGUCCCUCCGAUCCCUCCCAGGGUCAGCCUUCUGCCUACGCCGGCGGUGUUCGCCCUCAACUCCCUCCUAUCGGCUACCAGGCUGCUGAUGGACAGGUGCCUGGCCAAUAUGGCCCCCCCGGGCGGCGGCAUGGUCUACCAAAGCAAUGGACAGAUGGGCUAUCCUCCCAACUACCCUCACUCUCCCUACCAGAGCGGUCCCGUGUAUCAACAACGUGA
Molecule: messenger RNA, 1281 nt
Organism: Penicillium maclennaniae
Lineage: Eukaryota; Fungi; Ascomycota; Eurotiomycetes; Eurotiales; Aspergillaceae
Product: putative C2H2 transcription factor (Con7)
Exons: 3
Coding region: 1-1281 (426 amino acids)
Biological process (GO): regulation of DNA-templated transcription
Source: RefSeq, a predicted model, not a curated record